This is a messenger RNA of Hyposmocoma kahamanoa, 3625 nucleotides long. RefSeq names its product glutamate--cysteine ligase regulatory subunit (gene Gclm). Lineage: Eukaryota; Metazoa; Arthropoda; Insecta; Lepidoptera; Cosmopterigidae. The transcript has 7 exons. Gene Ontology annotation, cellular component: glutamate-cysteine ligase complex. Gene Ontology annotation, biological process: glutathione biosynthetic process. Gene Ontology annotation, molecular function: glutamate-cysteine ligase catalytic subunit binding; enzyme regulator activity. Bases 314 to 1342 code for a protein of 342 amino acids. The record is from RefSeq and is a predicted model, not a curated record.
CAUUGUUACCCAGCAAACCACGCCUAACUCCGCGGGUCGUGCUGAUAAGCAUGAGAAUUGUAGAACAAUCAUUUACAUCAAUUUCGUCAUAAUUUGCAAUACGUCACUACAGCUGUUUGAAUAUAAAAUUAUGAGUUUACUGAGACUACGGCAGUAUUUUACGUCGCCGGCGCUGUGCGGACGUUGCAAGUGAUGAUACAAGUCAUCAUACCUACAAAUAAGCUUGAUUUUUUUCUAGUUAUUUGGACAUUCGACUUGAAGGUUAGAGACCUUGAAUUUGUGAUUGAAAAAAAAACGAAUUUGUUCAGUCACGAUGUUGAAUAGUGCUUCUAAAGUGACGAUUAACACUGGGAACGUACUCAACUUGAUCGAUAUCAAGAAAAAGGCUGGACAAAAUGUCACAGAGGAGUUAUCAGAAAGCAUCAAGCUUACCCUAACUGAGUGGAGCACUCAAAACGUCUUACCCGUGCAAAAUGGAAUUGCCGUAGAUCAUCCGCAAACUUCCUUUCAACACUCAGACUAUAUGGUCGUGUCAACGUCGACCGCGCCCCAGGAGACUGUCAUCAGUAUCACCAGACCCCACGAUGAUGUGCAGAACAAGAUGGCGGAAGAAGAACGUAAAAACCUCAAGAUCGGCGUCAAGAUCUUUAUUAACGAGGAUAGCACCGCUGCCCUCACCGAGUGCCUUGAAAACGUCUUCACAGCGCUCCAUACGGAGUAUAUAGACAACGUGAUUCUCGCAUACAACCCUGAUGUACUCCACCGGCUUGAAGAAAUAGCUGACGAAACCACUCUGAAGACCUCUUAUACCACAAAAGCUUCGCCUAUCUCGCUUGGCAGUAAUAUUGCUCGUAUGUCGAGCACCGAAGUAGACGCCGACAACGAGGCAGACGCGCGCAAGUGCGAGGCCAUACUGCCUGGUAUUAAGGUCCUAUGGGCCAUACUAGAAGACUACGUCAAAGAAGGUCGCGUACACCAACUCGGCGUAGCAGACGUAGGCGGUGGGUGCCUCCGUAAACUCCACGCUUGGGCACGGGUCCGCCCGGCCAUAGCGCAAAUCAAUCUCGCCUCGUGCUGUGUCGUUCCACCUUCGUUGCACGCGUUCUGUCGAGCCAAUGAAGUCCAAUUACUGACUCAUGGCGACCCUCCCGAUCUCCUGUCAAUAGCGGCAGUAAAAACCUUGUCUGAUGCGGGUGUGGGUUGCAACAAUUUGGAAUGGUGCGCUCGAUAUCAGGUCCACAUCAAAUGCCGCGGAGUCCUCGCGCUCAAGGGAUAUGUCUGUAAGGCCACGUUAGGUGAAAAACGGGAGACUAUAGCUGCAAUGCCUAUCACUACGAAUUAGUUAUUAAAUGUAGACAGAGACGUAUUUAGGCGGAAUGGGGACCGCUCUAUAGUAAAAAAUACCCAUUUCACAGUUUUAAUCUUAACUUGUCAAACUUUAUAAGCGAUAUCUUAAGGGCGUUUCGCUGAGGUGUCCAGGUUGUCUCAGGAUAGAAUGGUUGUUUCAAUAAAUUAUAUUAUCAAUUCAGCUUGACACUUCAACUACGACAAUAUAGUAUUAACAUUGAAUACAGUACCGGUGUCUGCUGGAGUUGGUAAUCGACCUUGAUUUAUUAAUCAACUAGUCUAGCAUGAGCCAAUCCGCUUCCCGCUUCACUUGCAAGUAGCUAGUAUGCCAGUGUAUUACACAGACUACAAAACAAGAUGUAUAAACUAUUGGAAAGGUAAAACAAACAAAAUUGGGAAAUGUAUAAGUGGCAAUUGUUAGUGAUAAAUCAUUUCUCAGAUUUGAAUUUUUCUAACCCAACAUGACUAGUGUUAAGUGCACUCGAUGCCCUAUAAAAUACCUCAUCCCCUAGCCGGUUUUUUUUGGUUCCAAGAGCCUUUUUACGCAUGCAACAGAAAAGUGUAGAAGAAUUGCAACUUUUUGGUUGAAAUUUGUAUUUACUUAGUGUAAUAAUAUAAAAACAUCACAUCGGCUUAAAAAGAUUCUUAAAACGUCAUUCAUUAUUCUUCCGAAAGGUAGUUUCCGAAUUUUACUUCUCAGAGCGUUCCCACUUGUUUGCUGUCGGGCCCGGAUUUUAAUCAGAUGUUCCAGUGGCAGAGCAUUUUAUGUGAAGUUAUUCACACUUGUCUAAAACCGAUUUUGUGUCGGCACCUACAAGAUGUGUCGGGUGUUUUGCCAGCCCUCUUCGCCCGGAAAAAAUCGUGUUGGAUCUCGCUCGCCUAUGAGUAAGUAUGACGAUGUUCACAUUUGUCGGAUGUUGGGACCGACAAUCCGCUACCCGCUACCCCUUGUUUUUUCUUCGAGGAUUGGGUGCACCCAAUAUUUUCUUUCUUUAGUUGUCUUUAUUCGUUCUCUUCUCAAAUAGUAUAUCACAACAAGAACUUCGUCGACGUCUAUCGCGCACAGUCGCCUCGCCUAGUAUAAAAAUUGGCACCAGCUUCGACCGUGGCCGACAACCGAUUAGUUUGAACGGGCUGUCACACAUUAAAUGUUAACUUUGUUUAACAACUAUUUUCACACAGAUCUACUCACAUCCAAAUACGAGUAUAUGAAUAUUUCAUGUGACUCGGGUACCAUAAUGAUGGUCAUAGGUAUAAUUCUUGCAUACUAUGUCAGGAGCGUCGGAAGUCAAGGUCCAUAGUCUCUGCCUACCCCGGAGAGAGACAGGUGUGAUGAUAUGUAUGUAUGUCUCAUAAUUAAUACGUAAUUACUUAUAAUAAAGUAUAUUUUCAAUUUUCAAUUACCAAAAUUUCAAGUCAAAACUCCCAAUGUCAAGAUGUCUUAUUCCAGUUACAACAGCGUUUCUAACCAUUUUCUGUAUCCUGAAUUAUUAAGAGAGUCUGGUACACCUAUAGUCAUUUCUUUGUUUUCCCUAAUAUUUACCACCUUUUAAAAUAAUCAUUGUUAAGCUUAAUGUGUGUUGCCUAAAAAUAAAGCUCUGUGUUGCCAGAAUUCAAUUUCGGCAAUUCAUUAGUAAAUUGCACAAAGUAUGUUAAUUUUACAGUUUCAGGUCGUUAAAUUCAGUGUUUUAAAAUGUUGCGGUAUUAUAUAAAGACUUAGUUUGCUAUUCAUAGAACGGACUUUGAUUUCGACUAAAGUGGCGAUCUAAACAAACUUUUCGUGAUUACGAAACCAACUUACCUAAAGUUUGAGUUCGUAAUUUCUUGUUCAAAUUUACGCAAAGUUCGUUUUAUAAACACGAGAAACUUGCUUAGAUCGAAGUCAAAGUUGGUUUUGUAAAUGUCAGACUAUGGGUCGUUAACGACUCCGUGAAAGUUAAUUUCAAAAAUACUGAAGUCACAAUUUCAAGGACAGGACAAUGGAACUUGCUUAUAUUUCAUCGCAAAUAUAAAACAAUAUUAUUUACACACAUACAGCUUCUUAGACAAAUAGUGUGCUAUGUAAAGUCGUAUAGUUUUUAGGUUAAUUGUGACAAAAUAGCAGUAAACUAUUUUGUGAAAUUUCGUUUAUCAAUAUUGGAGAUAUCACAUUAAGCGACUCAGUUAUCCUUUUUGUAGAUAGCGUUGUCAUUGUACUGUUUUAAAACACUAUAGGCCUUUUUUUAGAACGAAGGUCGGAAUGCUUAAAAUUCAAUUAUUGUUUUUAUUAACGCUCGUA